ACGGACAUGUGCAUAUAUUGGUUUCAUCCCCGCGUCUUAAUGAAAGGACUAAUAGUCUGAUUUGCUGUUAUCUUAUAUUGACACUCUACUCCUCAUCUUCGAAUUCAUCUAUCUCCAGUCCUUCUUUAUUAAACAGACAGCAUCUCACUCACUCACUUCCAUCUUUUCUACACACACAGUCAUUCUCUAUACUGCCAUCCUUAUAAAAUGGGCGUCCUAUCAACCCUCUGGUCCUCCUGCAUCCACCCCCGAAAACAAAACCACCGCCAAAACCAACAACAAGCCAAAGAGCCCCCUCCUUCGUCUUCGUUUACCGCAUCGACUCGACCCCUCCCUCCGAUCCCCGCGUCCGCUCUUCCCCAGAAACCAAGAAAGCUGGUGAAAAAGGCUUCCCAGACUGCUUCGAUCCGAAUUGUUGAGUCCCCGGAACCCGAGGCCCGGCCUGAGUCUGAACAUGAACAUGAAUCCGAGUCUCCUUCAGACGAGAAAGUAGCAGUGCCGUCUAGCCAUGUGUCCGACGAGAAACACAAGCUAGAGAUAUCCUGUGAAGAAGUUCCCGAUAGGAAAGACGAUUCCGAGUCCGAGUCCCCGAAGCAUAUUGCCGACGAGAAAGUCUUCCACGAUGCUGCUGCUGCCGAUAAUAAGGAGCUAAGCCGAGUCCCCAGUGAAUCGACACUGACCGUCGAGUCUGAAUCGCUCCCACCAAUCGAAGAAGACGAUGACGAAGGGCCGGCCAUCACAAGCGAAGAGCAGAAAUUCAUAAACGGGACUGACGAUGAAAGAGACAGCGAGGUUGCGAAGAAGACUUCGUCUGAAGUGCAAGUCCAAGAAAAAAGCAUCUCGCAAAGCACCACCCCCGAGCUCAAACAGAGCGAACUCGAAGACACCACCAAGAAAAUGAUCCUCCCCGCAGCAAAGAAAGACAGCAAGAGCAUCGCGAAAGCCCGCAUGACUCGACGCAAGUCACUCAUUGAGAUGGUCAACCUCGUUCAGUCCGGCACACCGGGCUUGCGAUUCCCCCUGUCCACCCGGCUGUCGAUUAGCCCCUCAUCCUCGACAUCGACUGGGAUCUCGACGACGACGACAAUCGUGGACGAGAACACGGCGACACAGUCAGAGAAGAAGGCGAGGAGGGAACUUUCUGUGCGGGUAGGCGGCGAGUCCGGGGAAGAAAGUCACGAUGGAGAAUCUCUUUUUCGUUCUUAGGCGUUUGGUUGCUGUUUCGGUUUCUUUUGUCUACUAUUCCGUUUGUGCCUUUGUUUGAUUUGACUUCUUCUUUGGAUCUUGGGGGAUGGUGAUGAUGGUUCUAUCUUCUUUUUCUUCCCGGUUGGAAGAUUCGAUUGUAUUCUAUUUGAUAUGUUCGUGUAUACUUAAUUGGUUUAGAGAUAGGGGUGUUCAUAUAUCUUUUAAUGAUAUUAAAUUAUGUCUUGAAGUCUCGAGAUUGAGAAGAAAUUGGUUGUAAACAC
This is a messenger RNA of Aspergillus wentii DTO 134E9, 1466 nucleotides long. RefSeq lists its product as uncharacterized. The record is from RefSeq and is a predicted model, not a curated record. Bases 208 to 1206 code for a protein of 332 amino acids. The transcript has a single exon. Lineage: Eukaryota; Fungi; Ascomycota; Eurotiomycetes; Eurotiales; Aspergillaceae.